ACACUCUCUUCUUCUUUCACUGGUUUUCGACUUUCAUGCUCUCAGCUAUCUUCACAGUUGGAUUUGAUCCCUAGGUUGCGAACCAUGACGGACGGCCACCUCUUCAACAAUAUCUCUCUUGGAGGCCGUGGAGGCACUAAUCCGGGGCAGCUAAAAAUAUAUUCUGGAGGGAUUUCAUGGAAAAAACAGGGAGGUGGUAAAGUAGUUGAGGUUGAUAAAGCUGACAUUGUUGGGGCGACAUGGAUGAAGGUCCCAAGGACUAACCAACUUGGUGUUCGGAUUAAAGACGGAUUAUACUACAAGUUCAUUGGAUUUCGUGACCAGGAUGUCACUAGUUUGACCAACUAUUUCCAAAAUACAUGCGGAUUAACACCAGAGGAGAAGCAGCUUUCUGUAAGCGGACGUAAUUGGGGAGAAGUCGAUUUAAGUGGGAACAUGCUGACUUUCUUGGUUGACACUAAGCAAGCAUUUGAGGUAUCUUUGGCUGAUGUUUCACAAACUCAGCUUCAGGGAAAAAAUGAUGUCAUCUUAGAGUUCCAUGUGGAUGACACCACAGGAGCUAAUGAGAAAGAUUCAUUGAUGGAAAUAAGUUUUCACAUACCGAACUCCAACACUCAGUUUGUUGGUGAUGAGAAUCGUCCCCCUGCUCAAGUUUUUCGUGACAAAAUCAUGUCUAUGGCGGAUGUUGGUGCUGGGGGUGAAGAUGCUGUUGUCACAUUUGAGAGUAUUGCAAUCCUCACACCAAGGGGUCGCUACAGCGUGGAACUUCAUCUUUCAUUCUUGCGCUUACAAGGACAGGCUAAUGAUUUUAAAAUUCAGUACAGCAGUGUUGUUCGACUGUUUCUUCUUCCUAAGUCUAACCAGCCACAUACCUUUGUUGUUGUUACUCUUGAUCCACCUAUCCGGAAGGGGCAAACAUUGUACCCUCAUAUUGUUUUGCAGUUUGAAACUGACUAUGUGGUUCAAAGCGAGCUGUCAAUGAGCGAAGAACUUAUGAACACCAAGUACAAGGACAAGUUAGAACUAUCUUACAAGGGACUAAUUCAUGAAGUGUUCACCACAAUAUUGCGUGGCUUGUCUGGUGCCAAAGUUACGAAACCGGGAAAAUUCCGUAGUUGUCAAGAUGGUUAUGCCGUGAAAUCUUCAUUGAAAGCUGAAGAUGGAGUUCUAUAUCCUCUUGAAAAGAGCUUCUUUUUCCUACCUAAACCUCCCACCCUUAUUCUUCAUGAUCAGAUUGACUAUGUGGAAUUUGAGAGGCAUGGCGCUGGAGGCUCAAAUAUGCACUAUUUUGAUCUUCUGAUCAGACUCAAAAGUGAGCAAGAACACCUGUUUCGAAACAUUCAGAGGAAUGAAUAUCAUAAUCUUUUUGACUUCAUCAGUUCAAAGGGUCUCAAGAUCAUGAACUUAGGAGAAGGCCAAACAGCAGAUGGUGUGGCUCCUCUUCUUGAAGAGGCAGAUGAUGAUGCUGUUGACCCACACCUUGUCCGUGUGAAGAAUGAAGCUGGUGGUGAUGAGAGUGAUGAAGAGGAUGAAGAUUUUGUUAUUGAUAAGGAUGAUGGAGGUUCUCCUACUGAUGAUUCUGGGGAGGAUGAUUCAGAUGCUAGUGAAAGUGGAGCUGAGAAAGAGAAGCCUGCAAAAAAGGAGCCUAGAAAGGAACCUUCAACUUCCAAGGUAUCAUCUUCCAAGAAACAAAAAUCCAAAGAUGGAGGUGAAGAUGGUGCAAAGAAGAAAAAGCAGAAAAAGAAAAAGGAUCCAAAUGCACCAAAAAGAGCAAUGUCUGGUUUCAUGUUUUUCUCACAAAUGGAGAGAGAGAAUGUAAAGAAAAGUAACCCCGGAAUUGCAUUUACCGACGUGGGGAGAGUACUUGGAGAUAAGUGGAAAAAGAUGUCAGUGGAGGAGAAAGAACCCUAUGAAGCAAAGGCUCGUCAAGAUAAAUUACGCUACAAGGAUGAAAUUAGUGGCUACAAGAACCCCCAACCCAUGAAUAUAGAUUCAGGGAACGAAUCUGACAGCGGGUAGAUUAAGGUAGAAAAUGGAAGUAAAGCCCAGUUUUUGGUUCAAAUGUACUUCAUUUGGCUAAUUUGUAUUGUAGGAUCUAUAAUUAUGGAGCAUGUUUGUAUCAUGUUUGGUUAACGUCAUACAUGAUGAGCUAAUUAGGGCAUAAACUGAAAAUCCCCGUUGUUUUGGGUGCCAAGAAAACUAGUUUCAGUUUCAGAUACUUUGAGCAUGGCCCUGUUCAACAUGCAUUGCUACAUGUACAGAAGCUUGAAUCUCUCUUUAAUUGAGUUUGUUUUCACUCUCA
This is a messenger RNA of Prunus mume (Japanese apricot), 2302 nucleotides long. RefSeq names its product high mobility group (gene HMG). Gene Ontology annotation, molecular function: DNA binding; nucleosome binding; histone binding. The record is from RefSeq and is a predicted model, not a curated record. Gene Ontology annotation, cellular component: nucleus; FACT complex. NCBI's taxonomy places the organism in Eukaryota, Viridiplantae, Streptophyta, Magnoliopsida, Rosales, Rosaceae.